UCGAUCAGAUCAGUUGCCGGCCGAUCGAGUUCCGCUGCAGUUCAAUAGGAUGGCAAUGCAAUCGCUAGAAUUGAUACUACUGCUAGUGUGUUCACUCAGCAGCAGCAGCCUUGUUCGUGGCCAAAAUCCGGAUGCAGCUGUCCAGCUAGCUUGCAACAAAUUUAAGCAGAUUGUCUUCGAGGAACGCGUGGCCUUCAGCUUCUUUUUCACCGAUGCUCCCAUCACCUACGAGACAGUUGAUUCCUGCCAUGGAUCCAGACCCCUGAUUGUGGACGGAACUCCGGCGGAACCCAAGGAAUUUCCAUUCGCCGCUCGCCUCGGCCAUCGGAUGGCUAACAAUGAAAUCAAAUGGUUCUGUGGCGGCACCCUGAUAAGCAAUCGCCUGGUGCUCACAGCGGCUCACUGCUUUUAUUCCGAACACGGUGAGGUCAAUGUUGUGCGCUUGGGUGAUCUGGAGUUCGAUACCGACACGGAUGACGCUGAGCCAGAGGACUUUGGCGUGCUCGCUCUGAAGGCACAUCCGGGUUUCGAGAAUCCCAAGCUCUACAAUGACAUUGGCAUAGUUCAACUGGAUCGCGAAGUCAAGUUCAACAGGUACAAGCAUCCUGCCUGCCUGCCCUUCGACGACGGCGAGCAGCACGAGUCCUUCAUCGCCAUCGGCUGGGGCCAGAAGAAAUUUGCCCAAAAGGAGUCGAAGAAGCUGCUGAAGGUUCAGCUGCAGGGCUAUAAGGAUAGGUGUGUCAGCAGCGUGGAUGUGAAUGAUGAGCUGCCCGAUGGCUAUGAGCCCAAAAGCCAGCUGUGCAUCGGAUCGAGGGACAACAAGGACACCUGCAACGGAGACUCUGGGGGUCCAGUGCUCGCCUAUCACAAGGAUCUCGCCUGCAUGUACCACGUAAUGGGCAUCACAUCAGCCGGCAUCACUUGCUCCUCACCCGACCUUCCAAGUCCCUACACGCGAGUCCACUACUUCCUCAACUGGAUCAAGGGCGAGCUGGCCAAGCAGACGCAGAGAACAGGUAGCCACACGAUGAGCAGCGCGAUCUUCGGCAAGGUUGUCCAGCUGGAAGCAGCAUUGUUGAUUCUAUUCGUCGCUUGGGUGCCGGCCCAGGAUGCGGAUAUAGUCAGGACGUGCACUGCCUACAAGAGAAGCGUUUGGGAGGAGACGUCCGAGUUCAGCUUUCUGAUCGAGGAUGCCCCGAUUAUCUACAAGACCCUGGACAAAUGCACCAGCUAUGCGCCGCUUAUAAUCGGAGGAGGACCCGCUCUGCCCAAGGAGUUCCCACACGCUGUGCGCCUGGGCCACCAAGAUGACAAUGGUGAGGUGGACUGGUUCUGCGGCGGAACCCUUAUCAGCGAUAGACAUGUGCUCACUGCAGCGCAUUGCCACUACUCAGCACAAGGAUCAGUGAACAUCGCGCGUCUCGGAGACUUGGAGUUUGACACCAGCAGCGACGAUGCGGAUCCGGAGGACUUUGUCGUGAAGAACUUCACCCCGCACCCCGGAUACAGCUAUCCGGCCAUUUACAACGACAUUUCCGUGGUGAGGUUAAGUCGACCCGUAACCUUCAACGAGUACAAGCAUCCGGCCUGUCUGCCCUUCGACGAUGGGCGUGCGGUCUCCUCUUUCAUAGCCAUCGGUUGGGGUCAGCUGGAGAUCGUGCCCAGGACGGAAAACAAAAAGCUACAGAAGGUGAAGCUCUACAACUACGGAACGCGCUGCAGGAUCACGGCGGAAAGGAACGAGGAACUGCCCGAGGGAUACAAUGCCACCACCCAACUGUGUAUCGGAUCCAACGACCACAAGGACACCUGCAAUGGGGAUUCCGGCGGACCGGUGCUCAUCUAUCAUAAGAAGCACCCCUGCAUGUACCACGUGAUGGGAAUCACCUCCAUCGGAGUGGCCUGCGACACACCCGAUAUUCCGGCCAUGUAUACACGGGUUCACUUUUACCUGGACUGGAUUAAGCAGCAGCUGGCCAGAAAUUAGGAAGGAUAUUCAAAUGGGGAAAUUGAAAAUCCACAAUUCUGUGGGUAAAUUAUCAAAAGUGAUUUGACUAACUUCAGUUUUUAGUACCAACAUAUUAUCAAAAGCCGUAGUAAACAGAAAAUAAAGUUGAAUUCCUCUUGCAAUA
Drosophila santomea is the source of this 2132-nucleotide messenger RNA. RefSeq names its product transmembrane protease serine 9. The record is from RefSeq and is a predicted model, not a curated record. NCBI's taxonomy places the organism in Eukaryota, Metazoa, Arthropoda, Insecta, Diptera, Drosophilidae. Gene Ontology annotation, biological process: proteolysis. The transcript has 5 exons. Gene Ontology annotation, molecular function: serine-type endopeptidase activity. The coding region runs from base 50 to 1987 and encodes 645 amino acids.